Nilaparvata lugens (brown planthopper) is the source of this 548-nucleotide messenger RNA. RefSeq names its product importin-13-like. Gene Ontology annotation, biological process: protein import into nucleus. NCBI's taxonomy places the organism in Eukaryota, Metazoa, Arthropoda, Insecta, Hemiptera, Delphacidae. The record is from RefSeq and is a predicted model, not a curated record. Gene Ontology annotation, cellular component: cytoplasm; nuclear membrane. The transcript has 4 exons. The coding region runs from base 1 to 489 and encodes 162 amino acids.
AUGGGCGCUCAACCACCAGUACAUUGCUCAGCUGGCCAGCAGAAUAGAGCCAUGAAGAUCCUUCUGCUGCCAGAACUAAUAACGGUGAAAGCAGCCGUCUUCUUCUUCACAGCUGUGAUAUCUCAUAGUCGCGACCAUAACCUGCUAUUAGCAUGUGUGCAACAGUAUGGCGAAAAACUAGUGGAGACUCUUCUCGCUUGUAUAGGCGGUGCAGCAUCUAGAGUAAACAUCGAGCCACUGUCUGACAUUCUUUUGGAACUGAACAAAAAGCACUCAGACAACAUGUCAAGAUGGCUCACUGCGCACCUUUCUCGCGCAGAUUUCCCCUCCCAUCGACCCUCGCUGCAGGUCAAAGCUCACUUCGCCAAAACUGUAGUCAAACAUAAAAACCGUCACAAGUUGCAGGAGACCGUCAGAGACUUCUCGCUAGUGUGUAGGGGACUUGUGAACACAGAAUAUGCGGCGUCGCAUAGUGAAACAACCGAGUAAUCAAUCAAUCAUCAUGCCAAACAACAAUCUAAGCUGUGACAAUUUCUAUUUCGUGUGAA